ACAAAAACAAAAUUGUCUAAUCCAAAACCAACCAGAAGUUGUUACUCUGUUUCAUUGUAGUUUCUGAUCGCUGCAUUUUUUUUGGUUUUUCUUUAUAUAUAAUAUAUAUAUAUAUAUAUAUUCUUUUAUUCUUUUUUAGUACACAAAAGAAAGAGAGAGAGAGAGAGAGAGAGUGAUGGGGGUGAUUGUAGAAGGAGAAGAAGGAAACGGCGUCGUAAUGGAGCCGCCGCCUAAUUUUUCGAUGGUGGAAGAAGGCAUUUGCAGAUCUAGUUUCCCUCAACGCCGCAAUUUCGCCUUCUUAGAAACCCUAGAUCUUCGAUCCGUCAUAUAUUUGUGUCAAGAGCCCUACCCUGAGGAAAAUUUGGAGUUUCUUCGAUCUCAUAAUAUCCGGCUUUUCCAAUUCGGGAUUGAAGGGAAAACGGAGCCUUCUGUUGCAAGUCUCAAGGAUGCCAUCAGGGGGGCUCUCAAAAUCUUAAUUGAUGUGAGAAAUCAUCCUGUUUUGAUCCAUUGCAAACGUGGAAAGCAUCGCACAGGUAGCCUGGUUGGUUGCUUGAGAAAACUGCAGAACUGGUGCUUGUCAUCUGUCUUUGAGGAGUAUCAACGUUUUGCUGGCAUCAAAUCCAGGAAAGCUGAUUUGAGAUUUAUAGAAACAUUUGAUAUCAUAUGCAUAAGGCAGUGUCUUCACAGCAUCAUUUAUCAGUACCAAGGAUAUGGUUCAAAAAAGAGGCGGUUGCUUUACAGCGAAGAGACUGUACAGAAGCCCCAAAUAACUUCGAUUUAAAAGAUUCACACAUCGGUUUGAGUGUUACACGGGAACUCACACUUCUUUUCAUUGUUAAAGAUAGGUUUUGUCCAGUCAUUACUUUAAAAUCAGUUUUACAAGUGCUCUUAUACAGCUUUUAAAACCCAUUGUAUAAAGUACCUUUGUUUUCUUCGCAUACUUUCCCCUCUCGAAUUUAUACAUGGGAGAGGCAGUUCCGAAAACCCUAAUUGAGUUUUCUAGGUUCUGUAGUUCUAUUCUACCAUAAGAACAAGUUGCAUUUAUUGAAACUUUUACAGUGAAAGAUCAAUGAAGAAUUUUGAUCUCUCUCUCUUUCUAUGUAUGACUAUUUCUUUCAUGGUGUCUUUAUGUAACCGUGAUAGCAUUCUUUUUUUAUUGAUUUAUGGGCAACUAACAUAUACCAUGGACAAAAUCUGGUUUUUGUUGUCAAGGGGGGGAAGGUGGGGAAUCAAUAAAGGCUUAAACGCUUGGGAUUAGCAGCAAUGACAUCGAUAAUUUUUAUAGUGACAAAAGUAUAGCAACAAGAAAGGUAUGGCGAAAUUAUGUUGGAGUUGGAGAUGCUGUGUAAAAGAGUAGACCUCAUCAUAAGGAGCACCACUUAAAUACUUAGAAUUAAACAAAUUAUUAAGUUCUAAAAGUCGUUUUGGCAAGACAAAUUGAUCUCUACUUCG
This is a messenger RNA of Durio zibethinus, 1452 nucleotides long. RefSeq names its product inositol diphosphatase DSP5-like. Gene Ontology annotation, biological process: protein dephosphorylation. NCBI's taxonomy places the organism in Eukaryota, Viridiplantae, Streptophyta, Magnoliopsida, Malvales, Malvaceae. Gene Ontology annotation, molecular function: phosphatase activity. The record is from RefSeq and is a predicted model, not a curated record. Gene Ontology annotation, cellular component: cytoplasm.